Molecule: messenger RNA, 525 nt
Organism: Cricetulus griseus (Chinese hamster)
Lineage: Eukaryota; Metazoa; Chordata; Mammalia; Rodentia; Cricetidae
Source: RefSeq, a predicted model, not a curated record
AUGGGAGGUGACAAUGGUACAGAAUUAACAGAGUUCAUUUUACUGGGAUUCUCAGGUUUUGUUUUUGUCCAGAGCCAUCUGUUUUGGGGUGUGCUGUGUAUGUAUGUGGUUACCUUGCUGGGAAACUCUCUGAUCAUCAUCCUCACGCUGGCCGACCCAGCCCUCCACUCCCCCAUGUACUUCUUCCUGCGUCACUUCUCCCUGGUGGAGAUCCUCUACACCACUACCAUUGUGCCCAGGAUGCUGGCUGACCUCCGUUCUUCCUGCCCCACCAUCUCCCGUGCCAGCUGCUUCACCCAGCUGUAUUUCUUUGCCCUUUUUGGCAUUGCCGAGUGCUGUCUGCUCACCGCCAUGGCUUAUGACCGAUAUGCAGCCAUCUGCUGUCCCCUGCACUAUACCACCCUGAUGAACCAGGGAACAUGUGUCGGCAUGGUGGGGGCCUCUUACCUUGCGGGCAUCAUCUCUGGCACCACUCACUCUGUCUUCAUCUUCACUUUGCCUUUCCGUGGUGCCAACACCAUCCAU